Messenger RNA from Phoenix dactylifera (date palm), 597 nucleotides. RefSeq lists its product as uncharacterized. NCBI's taxonomy places the organism in Eukaryota, Viridiplantae, Streptophyta, Magnoliopsida, Arecales, Arecaceae. The record is from RefSeq and is a predicted model, not a curated record.
AUGGAGCUCCAGUCUCCUGUGGCCGCUAAGAACCUAUGGAACUUCCUGAGGUUGGCCAUUAUCAUGAUGAGGAAGGGCCUCAUAGCUAAGAGGAAGCUCAUCAUGGACAUGAAGCUCGUCAUGGAGAGGGGAAAGGUCCUAGGGAAAUCCUUGGGGAACCUUAUGUUUCACCACCAGCCAAGGAGUCCAUUGCCACAAGGCCCCAACUUUAGCAUGCAUGCGUACGAGUUCUCAUGCACUAAUACCCCCAACCCGAUCUUGUAUGGCAUGAGCUGGAAGCGCAGACACAAUCUUUUCUCUUGCAUCCAUGCCAAUGUUGUCGAGGAACCUGACGAGAUGCCAGGGCCUGUCGCCGUGCUCCCCAUGAUCGAGCGCUCGCCGCAAUGGGCCUACAGUCCGAGCGUUCUAGCCAUCGGCGAGCAGCGCAGCCAAAUGCCGUCGCCCUUCUCGGUUCGGGUCUCAAAUUAUUCAUCAGAGGAUGAGGGUGAUGGGUUCGGACGGGAGGUGGACGACAAGGCCGAGGAGUUCAUCAAGAGGUUCUACGAGCAAUUGAGGUCUCAAAGCCGCAUCGCUAUGCUGCAGUAUGAAGAGAAGUAG